GUUUUGACAUUUGUCUGAUGGAGAUUUUACAAAAUUAUAAGUUACGAUGUUAAAAUUUAAAUAUUAAAGAUGUUUAUCAAACAAGAAGUAGCGAAUACGCGAUGAACAACAUUCCGGUACAAUUAUGGAGAAUGCAGUUGCUACCUUCCAACGAUAAGAAAGAGAAUUGUGAGUAUAAACGACGAAAAUGCAAGAAGGUAAAGAGCGCCAAAUUUUCGAGCGUCUGUAAAGCCGCGCCAAACCAUCUGUCAGAAUUUGCUGGCGCGUUAAUGGAUUAUUUCUGUGAAGUUGGCAAAUUAAUUUCCUGCGAACCGGAUACACAAGUGUGUAAUACAUUAGUGGAACUUCUACGUAUAGUCACAAUUUUAGGCAAUGACAUUUUUAUCGUUUUAAAAUGUUUUUGUCGCUGCUGUCGUCGGCUGAUGAACAAACGAAAGGAUCUACGAAAGUGUAUAAAAAAUUUAACAGCUUACAAUUCUUAUGAAAAACAAGAAAUCUGUUCUAUUGUGUCAAGUGAAGAUUUAUCGUAAUUUAU
Messenger RNA from Papilio xuthus (Asian swallowtail), 535 nucleotides. RefSeq lists its product as uncharacterized. The transcript is spliced from 3 exons. Bases 102 to 530 code for a protein of 142 amino acids. NCBI's taxonomy places the organism in Eukaryota, Metazoa, Arthropoda, Insecta, Lepidoptera, Papilionidae. The record is from RefSeq and is a predicted model, not a curated record.